Molecule: messenger RNA, 719 nt
Organism: Morus notabilis
Lineage: Eukaryota; Viridiplantae; Streptophyta; Magnoliopsida; Rosales; Moraceae
Product: acyl carrier protein
Exons: 4
Coding region: 47-520 (157 amino acids)
Biological process (GO): fatty acid biosynthetic process
Molecular function (GO): acyl carrier activity
Source: RefSeq, a predicted model, not a curated record
CAAACCUUUUUUGCCUUUUCAAAUUUCAGAUAUUUGUUUCUGACUAAUGGCUUCUUUCGUUUCAACUUCCACAAUUCCCGUAGCUUCGCUCCCUUGCAAUAACGCUUGCAGAAGCACAAUUUGCCAACUUAGCCACAGUUUAUCUUCUUCCAUUAGAAGCCCUUUGGUUGGUGGCCUAAGACUUGCUCCUAAAAUCAAAAUCACCAGGGCAACAGAGAGAUCGCUUCCACUCCCAUCUAGUUGCUUCAAGACUAGUAGAAUUUCAUGCUCCAUUGCUAAUUCAGAAACUCUGAAAACAGUGCAGAGCACGAUUGCAAAGCAACUAUCAAUUGAUGAAAAUUCUGUCACGCCCUCAACCAAGUUUGCAGAGUUGGGGGCUGAUUCGCUUGACACUGUUGAGAUCAUGAUGGCUUUGGAAGAGAAGUUUGGUGUCUCAAUAGGAGAAGGGGGAGCUGAGAAUAUCUUGACCGUUCAAGAUGCAGCUGAUCUUAUUGGGAAAGUGAAAGCAGCUGCUUCUUAGGCCAAAUUGUCUCCAAAUACUACAUAUCUUAAUAUUUAUAUCCCCAAAAGUGUGCUUUAUAAUAUUAUGACUCGGAAUUUUCCAAUGUUCUAGGUUGUUUUGCCUUUUCUUGUUCCGCUGAGAUUGUUGUAACUGGAUUCAAUCGAAAUCAGAUCCAUUUAAUAUUUGCUUCUUAAAUGAAAAAUCACAAAAUAAUAUC